CGCUUUGAAACAACCAACGGCCACCACCACCACUUUGCGAUUCGAAGAAUCUCAACCAUGGCGUCUCCUCGAGUCCCCCCCAGUGUGUUGCCCCCCGCCGCGCCAACUAAGCUCUCGUCGCUUCAAGACCUGUCAUUGGACAACCCGGACACCCGCCCGGCGUCCCCCACGGGUCGGACCGGCGCGAAUCGCCGCGCGCCCAUCAACGACGCAUCCGUCGAGCCCGACAGCCACCCGACCGCGCUGUCCCCCGCGACGUUUCCCAAAAGCGCUAGCACCAUCCAAGUGAUUUUGCGAUCGCUCAAGGGGCACUACCUGUUCAGUUCGCUGGGCGAGUCGGAAGUCCACGACAUCAUGCUCGCCAUGUCCAACAUCCAGCCCCCGGCUCAAACUGACGUGAUCGUCCAGGGGAGUGCCGGCAACUGCUUCUACAUCCUCGAGUCGGGCACGUGUGAGAUUUACGUCAACAACGAGGUCGUCGGGCAGUACGUUGGCGGGGACGCGUUCGGGGAGCUGGCGCUGCUGUACAACUGCCCCCGCGCGGCGACCAUCCGGACGAUAACGCCGUGCAGCCUCUGGACCGUGGACCGCACGAGUUUCCGCAAGAUUCUGGCCACAACCGCGUCGACGAUGCAGUUGAGCCGAGUGCAGUUCCUUCAAAACGUCGAAUUGCUCCAGCGCUUGAGUCACAACCAGCUGCAAAAGGUCGCGGCGGCGCUCAAACUCGAGCAGUUUUCGGACGGGUCGUACAUCAUCAAGCAGGGCGAGGAAGGGCACACGUUUUACAUCGUCGUGGAAGGGACAGUGCAGUGCACGACGUCGGCGACCCACGACGGCGUCGAGAAGCCCCUCAUGACCCUCACGAAAGGCCAGUACUUUGGGGAGAUGGCGCUCAUGUUGAAUGAGCCACGCCAAGCCAACUGCGUGGCCAAAGGCACCGUGUCCUGCUACGUCCUCGGGCGGCAGGACUUCACUAACCUCCUCGGGCCGUUGCGCAGCCUCCUCGAUCGGCAGAUGCGCAUUCGUGUACUGCGCAGCGUUCCGUUGUUAAACUAUCUCACCGACGACGAGCUCGACAUCCUCGCCCACGCGCUGCGGGUUGUAGCGUACGAGGACAAGCAGCCAAUUCUCCGCCAAGGCGACAACGGCGAUACUUUCUUCAUCAUCAGUGACGGGAAAGUCUGCGUGCACAAGAGCGGUGUCGAGAUCAUGACCCUCCGGUCGGGCGAGUUUUUUGGCGAACGCGCGUUGCUAAACAACGAACCCCGCGCGGCUGACUGCGUUGCUGUCGGGCGUGUCGAGUGCCUCUGCUUGGACCGCAGCUCCUUUGAAGGGCUCCUGGGCAAGCUGGAGCAUAUCAUGGCUCGGGAAACCAAACGCCAGCAAGUCAUGCAAGAGGCCGCGCUCGCCACGUCCACCAAAGGCGUACCUGCGACACCGGCGCAAAAGAAGUACCGUCUCGCGGACUUUGACAAGGUGCAAACCAUUGGCACGGGCACGUUUGGUCGUGUGCUGAUGAUGAAGCACAAGACCACGGGCCAUACGUUUGCAUUGAAAUGCAUGCAAAAAGCCAACAUCGUGGAAACCCACCAGCAGCGGAACGUCCUGCACGAGAAGGGCAUCGUGGCCGAGUGUGAUCACCCGUUCGUGCUCAAGCUGUACGAAACCUUCAGCGAUUCAGAUCAGUUGUACAUGCUGCUCGAGCUCGUACAAGGCGGGGAACUGUGGGCCCUUCUGUACGAGAAGGCGUUCUUGGUGCCCAAGGGAGUGUGUGGCGCGUUUGACGUGUCAAGCGCUCGCUUUUACGCUGCGAAUGUGGUCGAAGUGUUUCGGUAUUUGCAGUCGCUGGGCGUGGCGUAUCGCGACUUGAAGCCUGAGAAUCUCAUGAUUGACCACGAGGGGUAUUUGAAGAUGGUGGACUUUGGGUUUGCCAAGCACAUUCCGUUCUACAAAGGUGCGCAACUGUGCGAGAAGUCGUUUACGCUGUGCGGCACCCCCGAGUACCUGGCCCCUGAGCUCGUCCUAAACAAGGGGCAUGACAAAUCCGUGGAUUAUUGGGCCCUCGGCUGCCUCAUUUACGAGCUCAUGUCGGGGCGCACGCCGUUCCAGCACCAAGAACAGCAGCGCAUAUUUGAAAAGAUCAUCCACGCGAAAACGGCGCUCAAGUUUCACGCGAAGUUCGACCCCCUCGCCCAGGACUUGAUCACCAAACUGCUCGAGCCCAACCCUGGCCUGCGAUUGGGAUCCCUCGCGGGGGGGAUGAAUGAUGUGGUGAACCAUCCGUGGUUUGCGACGGUGAAUUUCGACUGGAAGGGACUGGUGAAUAAAACCCUUCGGGCCCCCCAUGUCCCCGUGAUCAAGGGCGCGGCCGACGUGUCCAACUUUGACCGGUGUAACGAAGCGCAUUCGGUGGCCAAGUACGCAGGCCAAGACUACUUUGAAGGGUUUUAGAAAAUGUAUUUUGGAUGGAGACGAUGGACGCGCUAUAGUUGUUGAAUACGAGAUGGCUUUUAUAUGGAAA
This is a messenger RNA of Aphanomyces astaci, 2521 nucleotides long. Its product is annotated as AGC/PKG protein kinase. Bases 58 to 2451 code for a protein of 797 amino acids. NCBI's taxonomy places the organism in Eukaryota, Oomycota, Saprolegniomycetes, Saprolegniales, Verrucalvaceae. Gene Ontology annotation, molecular function: ATP binding; cGMP-dependent protein kinase activity; cAMP-dependent protein kinase activity. The record is from RefSeq and is a predicted model, not a curated record. The transcript has 5 exons. Gene Ontology annotation, biological process: peptidyl-serine phosphorylation; signal transduction. Gene Ontology annotation, cellular component: cAMP-dependent protein kinase complex.